Messenger RNA from Megalobrama amblycephala (Wuchang bream), 2253 nucleotides. RefSeq names its product P2Y receptor family member 8 (gene p2ry8). The coding region runs from base 419 to 1453 and encodes 344 amino acids. Gene Ontology annotation, biological process: phospholipase C-activating G protein-coupled receptor signaling pathway; positive regulation of Rho protein signal transduction. Gene Ontology annotation, molecular function: G protein-coupled receptor activity. Lineage: Eukaryota; Metazoa; Chordata; Actinopteri; Cypriniformes; Xenocyprididae. Gene Ontology annotation, cellular component: membrane. The transcript is spliced from 3 exons. The record is from RefSeq and is a predicted model, not a curated record.
GAAACUGUAAAACCAGCAUGACAUUAGAAGAACUUCCUCUGUGGAUACUGUGAAUUUAGUUUUGUUUGCAAAACAAAAUGUCACUGAACUGCUAAAUUAAUAGAUGUUAUAACUUUAAUAAUGAAACUGUAUGUAAUAUUCUUAGAAAUGUUACAAAUGAUCAAUUUAUGAUAUUUGGAAACAUAAUAUGUUGUUAAAUUUCGCAUUUGUGUAACUCUAAGCUAACUAUAUUUCGAUCGAAAUGAGUAGUCAGGCGGUGUACUUCCUCUCAUCAAGAAGUUUCCUGAGUCUAACAGUCAUGCCCGGAGAUUAACUGCCAUCAACACACGAGGCAAGUCGCACAUGCUUCUUGAGAACUGCACUCAAACAUAUGCAAGGCUGUUAAGAAGCAUCACUUUUCAGAGGUGAAGAAACAAUCAUGAAUGACUCACUAAAGGACGCCAUCAAAAUGGACAAUGCCACCUUGGACGUGUUUGACAACAAAUCGGCCAGUCAUAUUGUGUCCGCCAUCUAUGUCAUUGUGACUCUAGCCAACCUCAGCGGUAACAGCGUCUCUCUGUUUCUGCUGCUGUUUCGCACCUCUCCGAAAACCCCCUCCAUCAUCUUCAUGAUCAACCUCACCCUCACUGACCUGAUGCUGGGCACUGUGCUCCCCUUUCAGAUUGUGUACCAAAUGCAAGGCCACAACUGGACUAUGGGUACGGGCAUGUGCAAUGUCCUGACUGUGGUAUUCUUCGCCAACAUGUACUGCUCCAUUUUAUCCAUGACUGCUAUUAGUGCCGACCGCUACCUGGGGAUUGUGAAACCGAUGCUCUUCAGAGAGAUGAGGGAGAGGAAAAGAUUUGCAAUUCUUGCCUGUAUAUUCAUGUGGCUGCUGGUCCUUGCCAUUCUGAGUCCGCUGGAAAAAACAAACCUGACAUAUUAUGUAAGAGAGCGCAAUAUUACCACAUGUUUCGAUGUACUGAAGAAGGACAUGCUCCCUGGUGUUGCUCACUGGGCGGGAUUCCUGUUCGGCAUGUUCAUCAUCCUCUUCCUCUGUCCGUUCAUCGUAACGUUGUACUGCUACAUUAACAUCAUCCGUGUCCUGGUCAGAAAGUCCAACAGUCAUCAGAAAGGCCGUGCUGUGCGCCUGGCGUGCAUUGUCCUGUUUGUGUUCAUCUUUUGUUUUGCUCCCAAUAACAUAUUACUAUUGGCCCACACAAUCGCAAGGCUGUACUAUGACAAAUCUCUCUAUAUCUACUAUAAACUCUCACUGUCUCUUAGCUGCAUUAAUAGUUGCAUCGAUCCAUUUAUUUAUUAUUUUGCAUCUAAAGAGUUUCGUCGGAAGCUAAGGCAAAUUCUGCGGUUGCAGACGCUCAGCACUGGUGAGACUCAAAUGAUUGAGGGUCACAGAGAAAGCUUUUUCUCUGGACGUUCAACGUACAAUCCAAAUGAAGACUGUGACAAUUUUUAACUUUUUUUUGUACUAUUACUUUUGGUCUCUGCUACUUUUGUGUUGGAGGAGAGAAGAAUAUGUGGGAAAUGUCAUACGAAUCAGAAAAUGUCAUGAUUCAAACUCGCACUGUUGGUUUAUGUGCCAGAGCACAAGUGCUAACCGUUAGGCCACGGCUCUGCCAAAACUUUUAGCUUUUAGAAGAAUCUAUUUAAUUCAAAUGAAUAGGAAGGACCACUUCCCAUAUUUUGUUUUCUUUUUUCUUUUCUUUUUUUCUUUUUUUUGAGAGUUUCUAUUUUGUUCUGUGUUCACUUCCUGACUGAGCAGCUGAGAAAAAGCAUGCUGCUCACAUUGGUUUCAGGUCGCGUGAUAUUGUUUUUUUUUUUUGGUUUUUGUUUUGUUUUUAUUUGGUAUCAGACAUCCAACAUCCUCUUACUGAAAAGUUCACAUAUUCUUCAUACAUUGAUGUGUGGUUAGACUUAUGUAUCAACUUUAGUACUUUCAAAUCUGAUUGAAAAAUGUAGAAAGACUUAUUGUGGCAGCUAUUUUUGAUCUAUGAGUUUUUUUAGACUGUAAAUGUGGUUGUUUUUUGUUGUUGUUGUUGUUUCUUUUUUAUGAUUGAGCCAAGGUGGUUCAAUAUUUAUUUCACUUAUGCUGUUUAUAAUGUGCAUGCAUUCUUACAUUCAGUUGCUUAGUUACCUGUUUCUAAUUUGUAUUGCUAACAUAAUUAAACUGUUUUUUUUCUAUUGUAUCGAAGAAUACAAUGUCAUAUGAGGGCAUUUAUUGUGUCAAGUUAAAUUUAAUAAAUACACUUGAGUAAA